CGCGUCUGCUCUUGUUCCCACGGCAACGGGAGGCCUGGGGCCUUGCAGCUCCGAUGUACCAAUGGAUUCGCGGCAAUUUCUCCUCGCUCUUACCCCCCGGGCCGGAACCUCCACCACCCGGCGUUUCUAACCGCACCGGUGCCGGCUCUUUGAAAAGAACCUACGAGAGUGUCCAGGCUUCCAAUGAUGAAACUGAAUGGACAUCAGUAAAGAGGCAAAAGCUGGAUGACUUUGUGAAUGCUGUUAAGAAGUCUUUAACGACAUUUGUCAGCUAUAUAAAAUCAGUGUCACCUUUUGGUUACAAAGUCAUGCAAGUAGAAUCCAUAUCUUCGGUGCAGAGGAAAUCGAAAGAACCAUUGAAACAGGAACUUUCUUCCUCCCUGACUGAUCUUCGUGACUCCAAUUCUCGGGACCCUUUAUCAAGAGUGGAUCUAAAAUUGGAUAUUAACCAGGACCUGAGGAGGGAGAUCCGUGGGAAUGAAAGAAAAGUGUGUGAAUUUGACAAGAUAAAGCAAAAAAAAGUCCAUCAGCUUCCAGGAGAAGCUAGCGAGCUGUGGCCUUUUCCCCGACAGCACCACAGUCUUCCAUCUACGCCGCCAUCAAUAAGGAAAGGUGUCAGGCACAGCACUGUGAACCAGAGCAUAGAAAAGGAUGAGAAGGAAAAGUAUAAACUCCUGCUACGCCUGGUAGCUGCGGGAUUAGAGAAGAAGUCUCAACAGCAACCCUCAGUAUCUACUUCCAAAGCAAUACAUGUACCAGCCACUCCCAACCAGUGCCAUCAAUCAAGGGCAGGAUACAAAGAAAAACAAGGCAGCUUUGAAAGUAAAUCAUUAUCAUUCAGAGUGGAUGAAGUAGGUCUACCUUUGUGGAAGGAUUCUAGUACCAAAUCAGUAUCAGGGAAUAUCAACACAAGGCAGAGCCUUUUUGAUCAUCAGUCAGAAAUCUCACAAAACGCUGGAAGAAAGCCUGCUGUGGGAAUAAAAGCACUUGCAGAGAAACAGCACAUAGAACAAGACCUAUCACAUGAAGUAGCAGCUCGAUUAUACCUGGAUGAGGGAAAUGCCACAGCAGCUGUUAAUGUGCCAGCCUCGGAAAGCCUGAAGGAAAAUCUAAGCAUUUUAACAAAAGAACAGAGAGGCGAUCUUCCACAGUUUACUGAGAAAAUGGUGGAGGAGGUGAGGAAGGCUCUUGACUAUGGAGAACCUGAUGAAGUGCUCAGCACUGGAUUUAAACUGAAGAUAACACGGAAAGAUAUCAGCACUCUCUGUAACUACAACUGGCUCAAUGAUGAGGUGAUUAACUUCUACAUGUGUUUAAUUAUGGAAAGAAGUAAAGAAGCUUAUUUUCCUGGAGUUUAUGCAUUUAAUACGUUUUUCUAUCUGAAACUGCACACUGGAGGCUAUCAGACUGUAAAGCAAUGGACAAAAGGAGUGGAUUUAUUUGAAAAGGACCUUAUAUUGGUACCAGUACAUUUAGGAGCACAUUGGUGUUUGACGGUUGCAGAUUUAAGGAAAAAGAUAAUCCUUCACCUUGAUUCCAUGGGUCAGUGGAAUGACAAUGUGUGCUGGACACUGUUACAAUACUUGCAGGAAGAAAGCAGGAACAAAAAAGGCCAUCAAUUGGAUUCCUCUGAGUGGGUCCUCCGCAGCAUGAGAUCUCAUGAGGUUCCACAGCAGCUGAAUGGAAGUGACUGUGGGGUAUUCGUCUGUAAAUAUGCUGAUUACAUUGCAAGAGAUGAACAGAUUACCUUUACCCAGCAUGAUAUUCCCUACUUCAGGAUGAAAAUGGUUUGGGAGAUCCUCCACAAAAAGCUAUUGUGACUCUUGGGGAGCUGACAGGCAUAAAGAAGUAAUAUUCUGUGUUCCCUCUGCUGGCUCUGCAUGGCUGAAAUAGGCCAAAUACUGGCCUCUUCUGGGAACCUGGAGAGGCUGUAACCACCAUGGUAGUGUUACCCUUUUCCUGCUUUGAGAAUUUCAGGAUGUGGAGAUAGCAAAAGUAAGUAUGAACUAGACAUUCAGCUCAGCUCUUAUUGUUCAAAAAGCUGAACCUGGUGUGAUUACUGACUUCUGGGCAAAUGUGUGGUAGAAAACUCCUGCCUCUCUAAUUCACCCAACAGCAAUAAGAAGAACGUUAUAAGGACUUCUCCUGCCCUUACAAAACAGUAUGUGUAGGUUGUGAUGCAAGAUGUUAAUGCAGUCAGCGAAGGAAUCUUCCUUUUUUUGCCACACCUGAAGCAACAGUGUUGCUGUGGUAUAUUCCUUCUGAUGCUACAACUGUGGAAUCCUAUAGACUUGUAAAUCCUUUGGAUACAGUUCCAUUGUGUUGUGUUGAAACUGAGAUUUAUAACUGUAUUUAAUAAAGAUAAAUACUGA
Molecule: messenger RNA, 2372 nt
Organism: Mobula hypostoma (lesser devil ray)
Lineage: Eukaryota; Metazoa; Chordata; Chondrichthyes; Myliobatiformes; Myliobatidae
Product: sentrin-specific protease 2-like
Exons: 17
Coding region: 54-1820 (588 amino acids)
Biological process (GO): proteolysis; protein desumoylation
Cellular component (GO): nucleus
Molecular function (GO): deSUMOylase activity
Source: RefSeq, a predicted model, not a curated record